GUGCUGGCAACGUCCGGCUGCAGAGCGAGACCUUGACGCCCGAGAGAAUUGCUGCGCACGAGCUUGCUGCCGCAGCGUGCUUGAAGUUGGCGCGGAAUCUCUCAGUGGAGAACGCGGAGAUCCAGGCGCGCUGGUGGCGCCGUGGCUUGCCGGAGCGUUUGGCGGUGCAGGCGCGCUGCGACCUGGCGGCGCCUGGUGGAGAGAGGUCAGCCGCCUGGUGCGAAGCUGUGCCCAGUUUCAUGGCAAACGUUGUGGCCAACAACCCCGAGUUGCGGAAGGAGGCGUUGGAGGCCCUAUGGCCACACGGCCUGGCUGCAGUCCUGGCCAUUUGCCCGGACCGCAGCGCCAACCACAGCGCGGGCAGCGCCUGCAUGGGCGUAGAGAAGAACAGUCCAAUGGAAAACUAG
Durusdinium trenchii is the source of this 407-nucleotide messenger RNA. NCBI's taxonomy places the organism in Eukaryota, Dinophyceae, Suessiales, Symbiodiniaceae. The record is from the annotation of a GenBank genome assembly.